Molecule: messenger RNA, 7427 nt
Organism: Mercenaria mercenaria
Lineage: Eukaryota; Metazoa; Mollusca; Bivalvia; Venerida; Veneridae
Product: multiple epidermal growth factor-like domains protein 11
Exons: 6
Coding region: 4159-6027 (622 amino acids)
Molecular function (GO): scavenger receptor activity
Source: RefSeq, a predicted model, not a curated record
ACCAUGUAGUCAAUAUAACUUAUAAAGGAGAUUAGUUUAAGCCGGUGGAGUCUGCUAUCAUAUUUACUAGGAUAUACAGGAUAAUAUCUUAAACAUAACAAAAUGUUUACCAUACAAUUAAAAACAUAAACCAUUUUCGUAUAUUUUAUACAUAUUAUAAAUUCGUAAAUGCUUCAGUGAAUAAGGAAGUGAAAAUGAGACGGUUUGAUAUAAUACUUUUUUAAAAUUUCAUUGUCUACCUUUUUGUUAGUUAUUUGUAAAGUUUAUAGCCAUUAUUCUUUGCACAAGAGGAUAAUUGAACUUAAAAGGGUGAGAAAACUGUGCAGUCAAUCUUGGGCUCGAACCCGGGAUCCCUCCUUUCAAGGCGAGUGCUCUACAGACGGAGCUAACCGGUUGCCUGACACAUCUUCGCCCCUAACGUGACCAAGUCCGUAUCGUGACAUACAUCUCCACAAAAUGGAAACUCGUCCUCUAGUUUGGAAGUUGUAAUAUUGCAUGCGUCGUAAGACUGACCAAACAAGCAUGCCACGGUCCUAUGACAGACGCCAAUUGUCACAGGGUGAGAAUAAUAUGCAGUCAGUCCGAGGCUCGAACUCGGUACCCCUCGCUUACAGGGCAAGUACUCUACCGAUUGUGCUAGCCGGCUGCCUGAACAUCUCCCCUAGCGUGACCAAGUCCGUAACGUGACAUAUGUAUAUAAAAUUGAGAAAAGUGGAAACUUCACAGGUCGCCCAACACGACAAAAACGAAAAUGUUGCAGGCUCGGCUUGAUUGAGCCUGUUCAUGGACGGUAGUGGAAAUGCAUUCUACCGUCCACGCCCUCUAGCCCCGGGUUGAGCAGAACUCAACAUUUACACAUGCUAAAAGUACAAAAAGCAAUUUAGAGACAUCCGCAGAUAUAUUCAAACGGCGAUGAACAGGGAACCUUCACUGAUACACGUGUUGAGGCGUGUAAUUUCUAGAAGAGCGGCGUUUGGUCCCCAGAUAAAGUAACGGGUUUGCCCCAAACGAGAAAACAAUGGGCAAAACUAAACAACUGGAAUUUAGAAAGUGGAUCUGAGGUUAUGGAGCCUGCGUAUCACAGGAACUGUCAAAAGACAAAAAUAAAAAACAGGCACCAUAUCCAAGGGGUGAUUAUACAAUACCAAAGGCUAUGAAAGCGGGAAUAUUGGAACCACCCAGGCCGAAAUGGUCAUGUUGAGAAACUAAACAGUACCAAUAACACGACAUAAAAGUCGUGCUGAACGAUCUGAGAAGAUCGAAAUAUAACAGCCCUGGUUGAAUAUACGGGGAGACUUUUUACGGCCGCCACACGGCACAAACACAGCUGCUGUGAUAAUAAAAUAGAGAAAAGUGGAAACUUCACAGGUCGCCCAACACGACAAAAACGAAAAUGUUGCAGACCCGGUUUGAUUGAGCCUAUAUAUAUAAGUUUGUUAACACAUAUUGUUGGCAUCAAAUUUCAGUGUCUUUCUGCCAAGAUACUUCCGUUGACCAGUACAAAGAUUGCUGCAAAAUGAGGCAUAUUAACUCUAAAUUAAAAAAAAGAAAGAAAAUAAAGAAAUUCGAAAGAAAAUUGCCAAUAAUUUGAUAUCAGUUUUAGCACGUGGAAAUACACGCUGUUCAUUAUAUAUAAUAUAAAUGAUAUAGUAUAAUAUAACUUCUAACACGAACUUAACCUGCAAACAUAGCAAUGUUUACGCUUCAUGUUGCGCAAAGAAAACCACCUUUAAUAGAGAAUCAAUAAUGAAAAAAUCAUUGCAAGUAUUAGUAAGUUAGCACACAUACGUUUAGCGUCAUAAAAUAUUUUUAUUUGGCUUUCGUUGGAUUUAACGUCACAUCGACACGAUUACAGAUGAUAUGACGGUCUUUCAGCUGUUGGCGGUGGAAGAAGACAGCAGGUGUAUCUGAGACAAAAGCGGGCGCCCGGGUAGAUCUUACCUCCUUCCGUCCUUCCGUAUGCCAGCAGUAUGGCAUACUCACAUGAAAGUAUCCUUCACCCCAAGCGAGGUUUUGAAUCCACAUCGGUAACGGAGAAGGGAAUCAAAGUUAGCGACUUUCACCACUCGGUCACGGAGGUCCCACAAUGUAUUGCAGCUUUAAAACAUGCAAAACUGUCCUCUAGAUAUGAUUAUAAUUCUAGAAAUACAGGAUAUCAAUUAUCUAAAUAAGAUACGAGAAAAAAAAAUCUAGCAGAAAGUUCAGAUGAAGUGAAAGUGGGCGUUUUGUUAGAUUACUUUAGACGGAAUUGAUCGUGAGGGGACAUCAUACCAAUAUCUCUUUAAUGUUAAGUACAACAGCCUUGUCAACACGGUCAAAGAGCGGCUUAUUGUACUACAAUCUUCCUCAUAUUAUUAAAUGUUCAAGUCAGUCACACAAUCUUUAUUUUUUAUUUAUCUUACAAAAUGUGGAUUGAAAUUGCAAUAUUUUCUGCCCCAGUGAAUCGGGAAGAUAAAUUCAGACACGUAGCUAAUUUCUUCCACUGAUUGUAUCUACUGUCAUAAAACAGAUAUAUCACUCCUUGUGUUCUUGAAUAUAAUACGUAACUUUUAAUAUUGUGAAAAGGUGUGAAUACCUAAAAUAUUUUGGCAAUAUAAUGCUCUGAAGCUUUUCCAUUUUUGCUUAACAUAUACAUGAAAUGUGUCUUAAAUUCGAAUGUAAAUGAAUGUUUGGAGACAUAAGGGAUACAUAAAUAACUUUUAGAUAUAUCAAUACAUUGAUGCAGCCCCUUUAAAAAUCCAGCGGAAAUAAAAUACAGCCUUAGGCCAUGUGGUUUUGGACAAGAGGAUUUUCAUAGCUUUUUCCUAUAUCAGUCUAUAUAAACCAUAUGACCUCCCAGGAUGGGGCCAUAUUUGACCCUAGGGGAUUAAUUUGAACAAUCAUGGUAGAAGACAACUAGUUAAUGCUACAUACCAAAUAUCAAAGCCAUAGGCUUUGUGGUUUUAGAUGAGAAGAUUUUAAAGUGUUUUCUUUCGGUUGACAUGGCAACCAGAAUUCUAUGCGGAAUUCAAUUCUGAACAAUUUUUAAGGAAGAUUAUUCCUUUGAAGUUUAUCAAAAUGGGCAAGAUGUUAAGGAGGUGACGCAAGACGCACGACGAACGACGCACGACGGACAAUCACUGACCACAAUAGCUACUCAAACAGCUUGCUUCUGAUUUUUAUCUGUAUGUUAAAGAUACACUAGACAUAAUUUUUUGUAUUUGAAAAUAUGAACAACUACGUCAUAUAGAUUAUUUAAAGAUAAAACUAACACGUAUAUUUAUAUUAACUGUAAUACUAUGUAUUAUGCUAAAAAAAUACACUAAUACUUGUAGAUACACGCAGUUUAAAUGUGUACAGCCACUAAAUUUUGGAAUAAUUGAAUGGCACCCAGUCUACAUGACUAGUAUCUAUGACUUAAGCUUUACAUACCCAAUAAAUCUUCAGUAAAGUUAAUAAAACUUGAUGAGGAGUUUCUACAUUUGAAGUAAAUAUCUUAAGAUCGUAUAUCUAGUGUUCUAAUGAAAGAUGGAUUUUGGAAAUCUUGUACAAUUAAUUAGUGAUAAGUUUCUACAUUUUUGAGUAUGCAAUUGCCCAAUUCAAAAUGGUCUUGCAAUUAUAUCAUUUACAAGGCAAGAGACCAGUUUAAUUUGUUUCUACUUCCAUUAACGUCCACAAACAGUCUGAAUUAUACCGAGCCUGCAACAUUUUCAUUUUUGUACUAUAAUGUGACCUGUGGAGAUCUUUUAAAAUUACUUAAUAUGCUGCUUUGCAAUUGACCGCUAUAACUGACAGUGUUAUUAUUCAUUUGUUUGUUUUGUCCUUGGUCUCUACUUUUUUACUUUGUAUUUCAGUCUGGUAUAUUGUUACAGUUUGUUAUAGUUUUUGUUUGAUUUAACAUCGCACCGACAUAGUUAUUGGUCAUAUGGCAAUUUUCCAGGUUUGAUGUUGGAGAAAGUACCCAGCUGCAUUAAGUCAUCACGAGUGGACACCUGGGUAGAACCACUGGCCUUCCGGAAGCCAGCUGGAGGGGUUCCUCACAUUAACAUACAUUACUUAAUAUCUAGACUUCUAAAUAAUUUAAACAGUUCUGCUACAAGAACAUCAUAUCACUAAUCUAAUAACCUGAUACUUCCUUUACAAAGUUUUGUAUAUAUUUAAAGGAAUCAGAAUAUAUAAAUGGCAAGAACAACAGCAGUACUUUUACUUUUAUUAUGUCAGUUUGAAAUCUCCUCUCAGACAUGUAAUGAAUGUGAACGCUGUGAAGGAGAUAACGCCUGUGAUACAGACAAGAAAUGUAUCAAUGGAUGUAUAGCAGGUUAUUGGGGUGAUGAAUGUAGAAAAUCGUGUCCAGCAAAUUGUAAGACCUGUGUAAGUGAUUUGAAUUGUACAGAAUGUCAUCCUGGAUAUUUUAGUGUCCAGUGUGCAUUUCAAUGUGGGAAAGGAUGUGUCAGCAAUACUUGCUUACAAUCGGGAGAAUGUACCUGUAAAUCAAGUGACUUUAGUGAAGGUUAUUGUAACACAUGUUCAAGUUCAAAUAAGUAUGGCGAUGAAUGUAACUACUCUUGCCCUCCAAACUGCGGUGGCUGUGAAUCACAAACAGAAUGUAGAUGGUGCAAAUAUUCUGCAUUUUACGGUUCUUACUGUCAGUUUAUGUGUUCCAUAGGAUGCGUCAAAGGAACGUGUAUGAAGGAUGAUGGUACUUGUCAUAGUGGAUGCAAAUCUGGCUUUAGAGGAAAUAAAUGUGAUUCCUGUGUGUCAGGAAAAUACGGACCAAAGUGUGAUUUAGAUUGUCCAAGUCAUUGUAUAUCUUGUUUAUCAAACUCAAACUGCACAGAAUGUAAAAUAGGCUAUCGUGGUAAAACCUGUACAGAUAUCUGCGCACCAGGUUGUUACGGAAUAUGUUCGAUUUACAGUGGUCAAUGUAUGGAAUGUAAACAGGGAUUAUAUGGAGAUAUCUGCAACAACACAAAAACAUGUGAAGAUGGAAAGUAUGGAAUUAACUGUUCAAAUGAAUGCAAAAAUGUAGACCAGUUUUGUUUAAAGUGCUUUGCAAGUGAAUCAGGAAUGUAUGGGGGCUGUUUAAAUUGCGCUAGUGGUCACUAUCCAAUUGUUCCCAAUGGCGUUAAUUACAGUUUAUGUACAUCAUGUCCAGGCGAGUGCAAAGACAAUGUAUGUAAUUCAACCGGGCUUUGUUCAUACGGGUGUUUUCUUGGCAAAUGGGGAGGUACAUGCAAUUCUGACUGUGAAUCGAACUGUUUAGAAUGCAAUCAGAGUGACGGGAAAUGUAUCAAAUGUAGAACCGGAACGUAUUCAGAGGAUUGCUCAAUAUUAUGUAGCACAAACUGCAGUACAACUGACAGUGAACGAAUAUGCGAAUUGCACACUGGCGUAUGCAUCAAUGGAUGCAGUUUAAAUAGAAAAUAUGGAAACUUUUGCGAGCACCAAUGUAAUGACAGAUGCAUCAAUCAAACAUGCAACUGGAAAACGGGCCAAUGCUUACAUGGAUGUGUGGAAAAUUAUUACGGCUCUAUUUGUGACAAUGAAUGCGCUUCUACAUGUAAAUCAGUGAAAAAGAAACGUUCAUGCAACGAUUCCACUGGAUAUUGUAUUUCUGGAUGCGAAAAUGGUUUCCAUGGCAAUAUGUGCGAACGCAAAUGCAGUGGUACUUGUGUAAAUGAAACAUGCCAUCAAGUCACGGCGGAAUGUUUGUAUGGCUGCAUUGAGGGUUACGAUGGGCUGCAAUGUACACAAGCAACGACGCGAGUUCAGCAAGAAUGUAUUACCACUGGUGAACUGAUAGGGAUAGUAUUUGGAUCAGUGCUGAUUGGUUUACUUAUUGGAGGGGCGUUAACAGUAGUCUUCAUUAUAUGGAAACGAAGGAACACCAAACCAAGAGGCGAAAGCAAUCAACAGACAGUUGACAAUUAUGACAAUAAUAUCCCAGUGACAUAUGAAGAUUUAAAAGAACGUGAUGAGAGGACAUACAGUCAGAUAACUUCAAACAAACAGUUGUCUCCUCAAGCGGCUGAAUAUGUGAAUUGUUGAAUUCAUUUAGUCAGAUCAACAAUUCAGCCUCUAGGUUUCUUCCAGCAUGUCAAUACCUCAGAGUUUUAUAUGUUAUUAUAAUGAUAUUUUCAAAUGAUGCUAUAGCCAAUGCCUCGCAUACAUACUUCACGGGAAGUUUAUAUUCACAUAUUACAAGUGCGAAAUUAUUCUUAUGCACGAGCUCUCACAAUAAAUAAUAUUCAUACACAAAUACACAUCUACUUUAAAAAUGUGUUUCUAUGUAAGCUUGGAAAACGCUUUGAAUUAACUUAUUUCUUAACAUUGUGGAGGUAUAUUUGUAAUAAUCAUAUUUUUCAUAACGGAGUUGCAAAUAUCAUAUAUAUGAUACUUUUCAAUAGAUUCGAAGUUGUAUCGGUUUUCGUGCUUUGGUAUAUUAAUUAAUACACAUGUUUCAUUGUAUGAUUUGUAACUAUUUCCUUGUCUUUGUCCAUGCAUAAUCAUUAAAGGAAAAAUACAAUGUACAACAUAUCUAAGAAACCAGUAUGGCCAAAUGCAGAUAAAGACAUACAUACAAAACAUAUAAAAAAUUAUUCUAAGAUGCUUGUUUCUGUUAAAACACGCUUUCACUAAAUUAACGUCACGUUAAGGUGCGUGGACGUCAAUGUUUUUGUUGCGACCAAGAAAGAGCACUUCUAUAUUCCAUCUAUUGUUUUAGAUUAAGGCAUGCUAGAAUCGAAACAAUGUAUAGCAAAAUCGUAUUUUACUUGAAGUUAUACGCUCAAAAUCGGUUAUACGUCGCCAGAAUAUUUCACCAGGGCUACUACGCCCUCGUGAAAUUAUUCCAAAGACUUAUAGCAUCUUUCCUUGUAUUAAUAACGUUGAAACAUGUUGUUUUUUCUAUACACAAUUUCUUAAAAAAAUAUACCAAGCACGAACAUUUGAUAUGAAUAUUGUUCUGAAGCUUAUACGAAAGCUAACUGGCAUAAAAUGGCUUAAACUGAACACUCAAUUUACUCCAUGAUCCCGAAAAACAUAUAUAGUAACAAUACUAAGGCGUUAUUAGUCUCAUUGUACGGUUGGCGCACUUCAGUUUAUUACUGCUGUAGUGAAAGUUAAAAUUUCUGUAAGAAAAAUAUUUGGAAACGCUUUCUUUUCAACCCAUAGCAGUCUGUUUUCUUGUGGAAGGAAAUAUCAAACAAUAUCAGCUACAAGAACUAUAAACUUAAACUGCGUUUAUCUUCCUGACUGUUAUAAAAUUGUAAUAUUUUGUAAAUAUAUAUCUCCCUUAAAAAAAUAUUCAACGAGGAGAAACGUUUGUUUUACUUCAGUGAACCAGGAAAAUAAUUGCAGAUUUUGUUCAUUGUUUUACGUCAUGUAGCUACUGCAGUGAAAAAGAUGUAUCGGGUCCUGUUAGAAUAGAUUUUUGUAUUUAGAGACAA